This is a messenger RNA of Saccharomyces mikatae IFO 1815, 2118 nucleotides long. It is a transcript of the gene GSY2, whose product is annotated as glycogen (starch) synthase GSY2. The record is from RefSeq and is a predicted model, not a curated record. Gene Ontology annotation, biological process: glycogen biosynthetic process. The coding region runs from base 1 to 2118 and encodes 705 amino acids. Lineage: Eukaryota; Fungi; Ascomycota; Saccharomycetes; Saccharomycetales; Saccharomycetaceae. Gene Ontology annotation, molecular function: alpha-1,4-glucan glucosyltransferase (UDP-glucose donor) activity. The transcript has a single exon. Gene Ontology annotation, cellular component: cytoplasm.
AUGUCUCGUGACCUGCAAAACCAUUUGUUAUUCGAGACCGCAACUGAGGUUGCUAAUAGAGUUGGUGGCAUAUAUUCUGUGCUAAAGUCCAAGGCCCCCAUUACAGUCGCACAAUACAAAGACCAUUACCAUUUAAUAGGGCCCUUGAAUAAAGCCACUUACCAGAAUGAAGUUGACAUAUUAGAUUGGAAAAAGCCUGAAGCCUUUUCCGAUGAAAUGAAGCCCGUACAACAUGCUUUGCAAACAAUGGAGGCUAGAGGUGUACAUUUUAUUUAUGGGAGAUGGUUGAUUGAUGGCGCUCCAAAGGUGAUUCUAUUUGAUUUGGAUUCUGUGAGAGGUUACUCGAAUGAAUGGAAGGGUGAUCUAUGGUCACUGGUGGGAAUUCCCUCUCCCGAGAAUGAUUUUGAGACGAACGAUGCUAUCCUGCUAGGUUAUACUGUGGCUUGGUUUCUAGGUGAACUAGCCCACUUGGAUUCUCAGCAUGCAAUUGUUGCACACUUUCACGAGUGGUUAGCCGGUGUUGCGUUACCCUUAUGUCGUAAAAGGCGUAUCGAUGUAGUUACUAUUUUUACUACUCAUGCUACUUUACUAGGACGAUAUUUAUGUGCCUCCGGUAGUUUCGACUUUUACAAUUGUUUAGAAAGUGUUGACGUCGAUCAUGAGGCAGGUAAAUUCGGCAUAUACCAUCGUUAUUGUAUAGAAAGGGCUGCGGCACAUUCUGCAGACGUUUUUACUACAGUGUCACAAAUAACUGCUUUUGAAGCAGAGCAUCUUUUGAAAAGAAAACCUGAUGGGAUCUUGCCUAAUGGACUAAACGUCAUCAAAUUUCAGGCAUUUCAUGAGUUCCAAAAUUUACAUGCUUUGAAGAAGGAGAAAAUCAAUGACUUCGUGAGAGGUCAUUUUCAUGGUUGCUUUGAUUUCGAUCUGGACAAUACCUUGUACUUUUUCAUUGCUGGUAGAUACGAAUAUAAAAACAAGGGUGCUGACAUGUUUAUUGAAGCUCUGGCACGUUUAAAUUAUAGAUUAAAAGUAUCGGGGUCAAAGAAAACAGUAGUAGCGUUCAUUGUCAUGCCCGCCAAAAACAAUUCGUUCACCGUCGAGGCAUUGAAAGGCCAGGCAGAGGUAAAGGCGUUAGAAAAUACCGUACAUGAAGUGACUACUUCAAUUGGCAAAAGAAUAUUCGAUCAUGCCAUUAGAUAUCCCCAUAAUGGACUGACUACGGAAUUACCAACCGAUCUGAGUGAAUUACUCAAGAGUUCUGAUAAGGUUAUGUUAAAAAGACGUAUCCUUGCUCUAAGAAGGCCUGCAGGGCAAUUGCCACCAAUAGUGACACACAAUAUGGUUGAUGACGCUAACGACUUGAUUCUGAAUAAAAUCAGACAAGUCCAGUUGUUCAAUAAUCCAAGUGACCGUGUUAAGAUGAUUUUCCAUCCAGAAUUUUUGAACGCAAACAAUCCGAUCCUUGGUCUGGACUAUGAUGAAUUUGUGCGUGGUUGUCAUUUAGGUGUUUUCCCUUCAUAUUAUGAACCUUGGGGGUAUACACCUGCAGAGUGUACAGUAAUGGGUGUUCCUUCUAUCACUACAAACGUUUCUGGUUUUGGGGCCUAUAUGGAAGACUUAAUUGAAACAAACCAAGCUAAAGAUUACGGUAUUUAUAUUGUUGAUCGUCGCUUUAAGGCUCCUGAUGAAUCUGUGGAACAACUGGUUGACUACAUGGAAGAAUUUGUAAAAAAAACGAGAAGGCAAAGAAUCAAUCAAAGAAACAGAACUGAAAGGCUAUCCGAUUUAUUGGAUUGGAAAAGAAUGGGUCUCGAAUAUGUCAAGGCAAGACAGUUAGCAUUGAGAAGAGGCUAUCCUGAUCAAUUCAAAGAACUUGUUGGUGAAGAGUUAAACGAUUCCAGCAUGGAUGCUUUAGCAGGCGGUAAGAAGCUAAAAGUGGCAAGACCGCUAAGUGUACCAGGCUCACCAAGAGACUUAAGGUCAAACAGUACAGUUUACAUGACACCUGGUGAUUUGGGCACUCUGCAAGAGGCCAAUAACGCAGACGACUAUUUUUCAUUGGGUGUGAAUCCUGCUGCUGACGACGACGACGAUGGUCCUUAUGCUGAUGAUAGUUGA